AUGAUACACUACUCUGCCUUCGACAUAACCCUCGCGCCGGUUUCGGGAUCUCUGCUUGAUCGCAGCGAUUUUGGCAUGCUGCCACCUUAUGGCCAAACCAUUGUGGUGGAGCUGUUGAAGCUGAGAGACCCCCAUGCGGCGAUCGCACACGAUGACGGAAAAGCUUCGCCGGGCUCUUUUGGCACUAAUGCCAAGCUAUCCAAAGCGAACUGCUUUGUGCGUGUGUUUCGAGGCAACCCGGGUCAGACGCCCGAAACGGAUUUUGCUUUCAACCUCGACGCUAGCCUUCAACUGAAAUGCAUGAACACCAGCGGUGCCUUGUACAAUGCUACGAACAACAUUUGCCCCCUGGAGGACUUCGAGCGGAUGCUGGAGAAGGGUGCCCCGACCGAUCCGAAGGGAUCCUGCUUGCUGGAAGAGGAGCUUGUGAAAGUCGUCAAGUGCCCCGAGAAGCCUGUGGCCGCGUCCAAGUUGGAAAAGGAUUCUUCGCAGUCCGUAGCCGUACCACCAAUCUGCGCGGAGUACCGUAAGCGAUGCCCGAAGGUUGCCUGCAUGAACAAGGAGGGGGUUGGUGGGAUUCUCGACUUGAAGACACUCCUGUGUGUCGAUAACCACGUUACACAGACAGAAAACAAACGAGUACUCAGCCAGACCCUGACGGUGAUCGUACCUUUGAUCCUUUUCGUGGUCGGGCUGGUGGUGGCAACGAUUGUGGGAGUCAAGUGUAUCAAUAUAAAGCGACCCAAGGACCAUGAGGUGGGACAUCCGUCAUUAUCUUACGCUUCUACAAGCAUCAUGAAAUAG
Molecule: messenger RNA, 804 nt
Organism: Phytomonas sp. Hart1
Lineage: Eukaryota; Euglenozoa; Kinetoplastea; Trypanosomatida; Trypanosomatidae
Source: the annotation of a GenBank genome assembly